Molecule: messenger RNA, 4033 nt
Organism: Diorhabda carinulata
Lineage: Eukaryota; Metazoa; Arthropoda; Insecta; Coleoptera; Chrysomelidae
Gene: Atg14
Product: beclin 1-associated autophagy-related key regulator
Exons: 10
Coding region: 317-1720 (467 amino acids)
Biological process (GO): cellular response to starvation; autophagosome assembly; mitophagy
Cellular component (GO): extrinsic component of phagophore assembly site membrane; extrinsic component of omegasome membrane; autophagosome
Source: RefSeq, a predicted model, not a curated record
CCAUUCCAUUAAGACGGUAGCAGAUUUUUUAAACAAAGAUCAAUUGCUGCAAAAUUUCCAUUUUUAAAAACUCUUGGGUUAUUGAGUACACGGGCGUAAUGUCAUAAUAGAGAUAAAAUUAGUAACGACCUAAAUGUCGUAAUUAAUCACAAUUCACUUUUACUUUCAAAUUUACCGCUAUAUGGAAUUCAUGCUAAUGAAAUAUUAAUGACGAAUAAAAUCAACAUACUGAAUUUAGUGUUUAAAUGCUGUAGAAAGCGUAAAAAAAGCAAAAAAGAUGAAUCAUCGUAAAAUUGAAUGAAAUUCAUUAUCUAUUAUGGCUACCACCAGUAGUUCAGAGGACAGUACAGCUCCCAGAGAUUUCCAUUUAUCUUCUUCCACGGACAGUGGCAGUCGGUUAAGCCCUAACAGACAGCGUUGCCCUUUAUGUCGCAAGUUUAGGAAAGUUUUUUAUUGUAAAGAAUGUAUUCACAGUGGGUUAUUUUACAGUUCCAAACAAAAGAUUGCUGAAAGUUGUUUUGAAAAACAGAGAGCUCUAUUAGAAUUAGAAGAUAAUAAAAAUACUUUAGAGAAGAACUGUCUUAAAUUGUUGGAUAAUAGACGAAAAUCUGAUAUAUUGAGUUCAAAAAUAAGACAGGCAAAAGAUAGAACAAAAAUACUAAGGUUGGCUUUAGAAGAAAAGAGAUACAGACGAACAAUCAAUAACACAUCACUGGCAACGUUAAGGGAUAAAAAUGAAAGGGGAAGUAAAAGUUUACCAAAAUACGAUAACAAAGUUCAUGAAAUUGAAUCAUUUGUGUGUUCUAAACAAGAAAAAGUUGAGAAAACUAGAGAUAGUGUUAAGGAGAAACAAGAAGAACUCAAAAAACUUGUCAAGUUGAGAAUACAGCAACUUUUCAAAUAUAUUUUUCCUAUUACCAUUGUGAAUCCAAAUUUGGAAAUUGAAAGAUCUACUGAUAGUAUGGUAAAUGCCUUGGCGGAGGCAUCCCAAUCUACUGAUCGCUGGGAUUAUUCAUAUUAUACAGGGGAAACGAGAUAUUGUAUUGCAGGGCCUACAUUACCAGUGUCAGGAAAUUAUUCUGCUUAUAAUAUUUGGGUUGCUCAAAAUCAGGACGGAGUUCCUAAUUCAAAUAUCGCCAGUUCAGUUGAAAUAAAUCCUGCUUAUAGCAUUAGUGCUGCACUUACAUACACAGCACAAUUAAUUAGUGUUUUAUCCUAUUAUCUCAACAUCAAACUUCCAUAUAAAAUGCAAUAUAGUGACUAUUCUGAUACCUUCAUGAACGAACAAAGAUUCGCAAGAAGAACUGCAAGAUUAAACGCCAACAUACUCUAUUUGUGUUUUCAUCAAAAAGUCGAUUUAACCUCUUUAAAUUCCACAAAAACGAUACACAAUAUUCUGCAACUCAUCGAGAAUUCAAGCACGGAUUUGGGGUGGGACGGUCCUGUACAGUAUGAUUUUAAUCGAGCUAUUGCUCUAGCACAGAAUUUAUCGAGUGAUCUUAAAACUAACGAAGACUCCGAUUCAGAAGAGGGAGAUUCUUUCCCAGCAGAAUGGGAAGCUGUACCGCAUGUACAGUGUCCUGAAAUAUCUGCGGGUCCUGCUAUUAGCCAAGCACCUCAGAUGAUCAGUACGCAACAAGCCAGCAGUAUGGCUGGCGGUUUAGUAAACAGUGCUGCCGCCAGUAUAGCGUCGAUAUGGCGCGGAUUUACUGGCAGGUAGUUUUUGUUACCGUAGGUUUUUAAAAAAUUUUAGUUAUCAAAUUGAUAUUAUACAAUUUAAUGUGUUUUAUAUAAAAGAAACAACAAAAUCAUAAGUUAAUUUUGUUCUUUAUUUGUCACUUUUUAUAUGUUUAUUCACAGUGAACAAUUUGUAUCUACCUGGAACCUGAAAAAAUUUGUUUAAAUAGUUUUUACUUGUGAUUUUGAAGUCUUCGGUGUAAUUUAUCAUCAUUCACAUUGUGAAGUGUCUAGAAACAUCUAAUCCUGCUUUUUUUCUGUCCGCCAUUUUGAUAUUUGAAACAAAAUUGUAAAUAGAAUGGUAUUUGUGCAAAUUUCAUAUAACUAACCUAAUUUUUAUUUCACUAAAAACAUUAAAUUUUCCUAUAGCUACUGUUUCAAAUUUAUUUUCAUGUCUUCAAUACAUGUUUUUAUUUUUCCACAGUGUAUGUUUGUACUGGCAGAAUUGAUUUAUUUCAUUUAUUCUUUACUUUUAGAAUCUCUUCACAAAAGUUUGCGUCUCAAGUAAUAUUUUAUAUUUGGAUCAAGUUUUAAAGAUUAAGAAUAAAAUAGACAUUUUAAAACAUCACAUAGAAUUAGUCCUGAAUCCACUGUUUAUCUGAUCCUUUGAACGGGAUAUGAACUAGCAAGAUCAAAGUACUAGUGUAAUUGAGGUUAUGGGUACAAUAUCAGGCUAAACCCACAAAAAUUCAAUAUACACAUAAUCCAGCUGGUUGGUUAAUAAUUAUAUGUGGAUUAUUUUCACUUAUCAAAAAUGUGAAAUGCUGGAACAUUAGACACCACCAUCCACAAACGAAGAAAACACCCAUCACGUAACAAGACUUCAGACACCAAAUAAAUUAUUCAUAGAGAAUUUCCCUUCAUUACUGUAGAAGAAAAGGUGACCAUAGAAGAUAUAUUUCAUCAGAUUUAGAUAAAAUUGUAUCGGUUAUACUCAUAGGCAAAAAUCAUAUUCCAUAUUUGGGAAAAACUUUCGAUGAAUAGUACAAUUUGCAUUUUUAUCCCCAGAUUUCAGACUCCUGUCGAUGGAGCUGGAAAACAUCAACUAGAAUGCGAAAAGGACCAUACAGAGUGCUAAAAUAUGAUAUCGAGUGAUAUGUAUUCACCCGAUGAAUAGUGGCCACGAAAAUUUUCUAUUACUAAAAGCAGUUGAGGACGUAUUACUUCUGUAAUCAUGACUUGGGUCCUCGUUCAUUUUUAUAUAGGAUGGAAUUCUUACCUCUAGAUACCAACAAAAGAUCGGAUUAAGCAUUUUGUUGAUCAGAAUCACACAUAAAUAUCUCAUUAGCAUUCAUGUAUCAUAAAAAUCACUGAUAUAUUAUUAACUUAACUACAGUAAUUUAAUAGAAAAAAGUAGGUGAGUAUCAGUGAGGUUUUCGCCGUAACGGUUCCACUGUUAGUAUAAUGUCGAUCUUCACUACAUCUUCAUUGAUUUACACCAGGCGUACGACAGUAUCCUCAGAGACCUGGUGAAGUUUAGCGCCCCAAAGAAGUUGGUGCGUAUGAUUAGAAUUACAAUAAAGGUUUAUUGGUGGGAAAAUUUAGUUUAAAAUCUACAGUCUCUGAAGACGAUAACUUGGUUAUCAAAACGCGUAUCAGACAGUAUAAUUGUUAGUGUUGGUGUAGUGUGUUCAGUAUGAAUAACAACAAAGGUGAAUAAUCCAACUACGAAGUAGAUUUGUAACGAAAUUAAAUCCUUUGUUAUAUGAACAAACAUUAAGAAUCGGAUUGACCUGAAAGAGGAUGUUUACAAGCGAAGGGAUUUUCUCGUUUUCUUUAUGACGUCUCACGGACUCACAGUCUCAAUUACGAGUGUCGGUACACAGUUUGCUUAUCAUAAAUUUCAAUCUAUAGUUAAUAAAAAUUGUUUUACGUUAGUAGUUUAAGAAUUUUUCGUAUGCAUAGAUUUUUUUUUCGUUUUUCGUAUAUUCUAUGAUGUUUCCCAGGUUUUUGACUACCGGAAAUAUUUUUUGAUAUGAUUAUAAAAAUGAUAGAAUUUAGAAAAAAUUUUUUUUGUUUAUCCCAACCAUGACGCUUAAAAUUUUUUGAAUUAUUAAGUUGAAUUUUGACUGGACUGAUGAUGUAGGUUAUGGUCAAAAUAAAUAAGUUCGAACGUUGAAUGCUAUAUUUUAAUUUCAGCAGCUGAGACAUGAAUUUUUGACAAUAUAAUUGAAAUUUUGUAAAUAUUUUGUCUAUUUCUAGAAACUGAAAAUGUGUAGCACAAAACGUUGAUUUUUGUAUUCGCUUUGUAUAAACGUGCCAAUAUUUUUUUAUUACAAAAUUUCCAAAAAGCAAG